AUGGAUGACUACCCGAACAUAACUGUCCCCGAGUGUGGUAUCGGUCGACAAUCAUUGCUUGGAAACGGCAAAUGUUUUCAAUGGUUAUCCAAAUCCAAUCAAAGUCUAAUACCACCGCAUGAACUAAAUAAUGGACGCAAUGCCCGAUCGGGUGAAGUGCCGUUUGCCGUAUGGAUUGCUAUCUCUAACUACAAACAAAUAAGCCUAAUUCCAGUUAGUGAUAUAAAAAUCUACCCGGGCAAAUUAUUUAUCAAUAUGGAUGGUCAUAACGAUGAUGGUUAUGAUGUCGAAAAAACAGUUAUCCAUCCUAACUAUGUAUCUAAUCGGCACCCGGCUACUGAUCUGGCACUGAUUAAACUAACAGCUGACUUACCGCUUAUCGAUUCAAAUGUUGGACAACCACUACUACUACAUCCAUAUCGUACACUAAACGGUAUUUGUUUGCCAAUGGCUGACCAACACAAUGAUAGGGAUGAGUUAGCAUUGAUGGCCGGUUACGGUUUAGUAACCGAUACCGAGGAUAGUAAUAGACUACGUAUGGGUUAUAUUAGGAUUAAGUCAGCCGUAGGUAAUGAGACUGACUAUUGGCGCGUAGCUAUACUCGGCCAACGAUAUCCUCAAUAUAACGGCACCUUUUCAUGUCCGGGUGAUUCUGGUGGUCCAUUGUAUCAGUAUGUAAACGGUAGGGCCGUAUUGAUUGGCAUAAAUCACGGGCGCACUGAAGGCUAUAUCAAAUGUCAUGAAAUCAAUAAUCGUGUUGUUAUUAUAUUUGCUAGGAUUUCAUAUUUUACUGAAUGGAUUACUGAUACUAUCAAUAAAAAUUAA
This is a messenger RNA of Oppia nitens, 825 nucleotides long. Its product is annotated as chymotrypsin-like elastase family member 1. Gene Ontology annotation, molecular function: serine-type endopeptidase activity. Gene Ontology annotation, biological process: proteolysis. The record is from RefSeq and is a predicted model, not a curated record. NCBI's taxonomy places the organism in Eukaryota, Metazoa, Arthropoda, Arachnida, Sarcoptiformes, Oppiidae. The transcript is spliced from 3 exons. The coding region runs from base 1 to 825 and encodes 274 amino acids.